This is a messenger RNA of Peronospora matthiolae, 525 nucleotides long. The record is from the annotation of a GenBank genome assembly. Lineage: Eukaryota; Oomycota; Peronosporomycetes; Peronosporales; Peronosporaceae.
AUGGAGCAGUGGCCACUGCCUCGUGAACAGGUCACAGCGAUCGACAAAUUCUUUGCCGAUCGUUUAGCGGCUGGUCAUGUGAGGAAAGAAACAUUCCCACACAGCUCUCCGACCUUCUGUGUUCGAAAUGCCACAGAAGGGUGGCGGAUAGUGCACGAUUUCAGCAAAUUGAACGCUGCAGCAGUACCGGCUCAAACGCCGCUACCAAGGAAGGACGUCAUCAUUGAUGGUAUGGCAAAAUGUAUCAUCUUUUCGUCCAUGGAUCUUAUGGACGGAUUCUAUCCGAAACUCAUGCGUGAACGGGACAUCCCGUACAAAGCAGUGAGCACCCCCAGUGGUGUGCUCUGGGAGUGGCUAGUGAUGACACGGAAUCUAAGUAACGUCCCUGCAACGUUCAACAGAUGUGUUAUGAAUCUGUUGCGAUCGGAGCGCGAUUUCGCAUUGAGUUACUUUGACGAUGUCUUCGUCCAUAGCCGGGAUAUGGAUGGAAAGACGGACGUGGAGGUUCAGAGAAUCCACGUCUAG